UUUACCGUGCCAACAAAAAAGGAUGGAUGACGACUAAAAUAUUUCUUGAAUGGUUUGAGCGAUAUUUCGUACGGGAGGCUAGAGCUCAUUGUACAUCAGCUGGCCUUAACCCUGAUUGUAAAAUUGUACUCCUGCUGGACAAUUGUUUGUCUCAUCCCGAUGCAGUAUUGUUGGUGAAGGAUAACGUUGUGGCACUGUACUUGCCACCAAACUGUACGUCCCUCAUCCAGCCUUGUGAUCAGGGCAUUUUACGCUCAAUGAAGUGUAAAUAUAGAUCAGCAUUCAUGCACCAUGUACUACUGGCUGUAAAUAAUGGAAAAGAUAUUCAAACAAUUCAAAAAGAAUUCACACUUAAGGAUGCAAUCUGGACGGUUGCUAAAGGCUGGGUUGCAGUAACGCCAUCUACAUUAAAAAAUGGGUGGCACAAGCUGUGGCCACAGCUAAUGUUCGCUGACAGUGUUGAUGACGGUGAAGAGGCGGAUUUCAAAGGCUUCCAAAUUUCUCAAAAGAAGGCUGUUGUCAGUGAACUGAUGGAGUAUGCAAGCAGCUUAGUCAACCCUAAAGCUGAAGAAAUGGUCAGGAAUGUGGGGGAAGAUAAUUUGAUGGAGUGGCUUGAUGCUGAUCAAGAUGCUCCAACAGUCCACCAGAUGACUGAAGCUGAAAUUGUUGAGAUGGUGAAGAAUGGUGGAAAUACACCUGCUGAUAUAAAUGGUAAAGACAGUGAAAAUGAAAGUUACGAGGAUGUGGCGAAAAUUCAAGA
Molecule: messenger RNA, 760 nt
Organism: Portunus trituberculatus (swimming crab)
Lineage: Eukaryota; Metazoa; Arthropoda; Malacostraca; Decapoda; Portunidae
Product: jerky protein homolog-like
Cellular component (GO): nucleus
Molecular function (GO): DNA binding
Source: RefSeq, a predicted model, not a curated record